CAGUUAACCAUAUUUUGUCUUCUCAUGUAAUGAUGAUGAAGUCAAUAUUUUUAUUUUGUAUAAACGUAAUGCGUUUUCUAGAACACUAAAUGCAUCAUGUGUAUUUUAAAACUACUGUCACUGUGUUUGUGAAAACUGUCAUUAGACAUGGAAGAACCAGGAAGAGGACAUGUUGUCAUGGUUGACUGCCACUGCCAUCUGGGAGACAAGGACUUUGAUCAGGAUAUCGAUGAUGUAAUUGAGGCAGCCAAAAAGGCUGGCGUAAUGGCCGCCCUUGUGUGUGCCACUGCUGUGUCUGAGUUCAACAAAGUGAUCCAGUUAGCGGACAGGUUCCCUGACUUUGUUCUGCCCUGCCUAGGUGUUCACCCCGUUCAAGGGGCUUUAACUGGGGAACAAAGGUGCGUCACUCUGAAGGAUCUUGAGGAGGCAGUUCCUAUCAUUGGGCUGUACCAUGAGCGUCUUGGAGCAAUUGGAGAGAUUGGCCUGGACUUCCAACCACGAAUCACCAGGACUGCUGAAGACAAGGAGGUACAGAGAGAGGUCCUCACUAAACAAGUGGAGCUUGCACGAAAGUUUGACCUUCCAGUAAAUGUCCAUUCACGGUCAGCUGGCCGGCCCACCAUCACCUUACUAAAGGAGUUAGGAGUGAAGAGUGCGUUGCUGCAUGCGUUUGAUGGGAACCCCAAGUAUGCUAUGGAAGGCGUGAGGGAGGGCUACUAUUUCUCUAUUCCUCCCUCCAUCGUCCGCAGUGAACAGGUUAUUUGUGUUUUCCCCAAGAAGCAGAAAUUGGUGUCUGCCCUGCCUGUAGAGAAUCUGCUUCUGGAGACAGACUCCCCUGCCCUGGGUCCGCUUAAACAGGGUAGGAACACACCCAGUAACCUGUCAGUGUCCUGUAGCUACAUAGCAGAGGCGAAACAUCUGACCAUUGACCAGCUGGCCUGUCUGACCACACAGAAUGCUAUGAAACUGUUCCCUCGUCUUGCCAGAAUUAUCAAGAGAUGACCUUGUGAUAUUCAGUGACACACACAAAUGAAUUUUUCCAACGUGCGGCUAGCAAAGAUUUUGUGGAGUUAAGAUUUGAUGUGCACUGGGAAAUGAGCAGCAUGCAAAUUAGUUAAGAGUUUAUAACAGUAUGCAUACUACUGAGAUUAAUUGUGUAUAUUAUAUUAUAUGAUAAAUUAUAUAAUUUAACCAUUUAUAAGAGAAUUACAAAAGAAUAUCAAUAGCAUCAACAUCGACUAUGUAAUAUUUUCACGUUUUCUAAUUGCAUGUAUUCUAAAACCAUGUGCAAUAAUUGCAAAAGUACAAUAUGGUAUAUUAAAACUGUUCUUGCUUGACUGUUUUAAGUACCUGUAGAUUAUCAUCAUUUAUAUAAGCCUCACUAUGGGUAAACGGCUUAAUGCAUGUGCGAAAAGUGUUGUCCCAGAUAAGCCUGUGCAAACGGCUCAGGCUAAUCAGGGAUGAUAUUUUCUGCUUUUAUGGUAUUUUGUGUUUCAUGGAAGCAUCUUCUUAACAAAUAUCCAGCUAAGGCCGACAUUGUCGUUUCUGAUUAGCUUGUGCAGACUGCACGGCUAAUUGUCUGAUACAACGCUACACACAUGCAUUAAACCCCAUUGUCCCGGGAGACGGAAAACUACAACGGGCGAGGCAUGGUCAGGGGUGAUAACCCCAAAAAAGGGUUGGGGUAAGGGUUA
Messenger RNA from Dreissena polymorpha, 1694 nucleotides. RefSeq names its product putative deoxyribonuclease TATDN3. NCBI's taxonomy places the organism in Eukaryota, Metazoa, Mollusca, Bivalvia, Myida, Dreissenidae. Bases 148 to 1002 code for a protein of 284 amino acids. The record is from RefSeq and is a predicted model, not a curated record. The transcript has 11 exons. Gene Ontology annotation, molecular function: hydrolase activity, acting on ester bonds.